Seriola dumerili (greater amberjack) is the source of this 2684-nucleotide messenger RNA. It is a transcript of the gene alg9, whose product is annotated as ALG9, alpha-1,2-mannosyltransferase. Gene Ontology annotation, molecular function: alpha-1,2-mannosyltransferase activity. Gene Ontology annotation, cellular component: endoplasmic reticulum membrane. Lineage: Eukaryota; Metazoa; Chordata; Actinopteri; Carangiformes; Carangidae. The coding region runs from base 15 to 1856 and encodes 613 amino acids. The record is from RefSeq and is a predicted model, not a curated record. The transcript has 15 exons. Gene Ontology annotation, biological process: protein N-linked glycosylation.
CAGCAUCGAUAAACAUGGCGGCCAAGGCGCUUCGGCAACGAACCAGGCGAGGCAGCAGACAAGAUGCAAACAACGUGAACAUAUCCGCCGAAGCUCGGACACCGAAAGAGGAGAAGGGUGGCGACGACAGUAAAAUCACAGAGACUCGGCAAGAGUCAAUAAGUCGUGGGGGGCAAGUCUGGGCUCCAGAAGGUUCUACUGCCUUUAAAUGCCUGCUCUCUGCGCGUUUCUGUGCAGCUUUGCUCAGCAACAUCUCAGACUGCGAUGAGACCUUCAACUACUGGGAGCCUAUGCACUACCUGCUGUACGGCACAGGGAUGCAGACAUGGGAAUAUUCCCCAUUGUACGCCAUCAGAUCUUAUGCUUACCUAUGGUUACACGCUCUUCCUGCUUGUUUGCAUGCCCAUGUUCUACAGACAAACAAGGUUCUGGUGUUCUACUUUGUACGAUGUGUCUUAGCAUUCUCCUGCUGUGUCUGUGAACUCUAUUUCUACAAGGCAGUUUGUAAGAAGUUUGGCUUGCAUGUGGGCCGUCUGAUGUUGGCAUUCCUUGUCCUGAGCACAGGAAUGUUCUGCUCGUCUGCAGCUUUCCUGCCUUCCUCUUUCUGUAUGUAUACGACACUGGUUGCCAUGACGGGGUGGUUUCAGGACUCAACACCAUUAGCCAUUGUGGGUGUUGCAUCCGGUGCCAUUGUAGGAUGGCCAUUCUCCGCUCUGAUUGGGGUUCCGAUUGCCUUCGACCUGCUGAUUUUGAAGAGGCAGUGGAAAAGUUUUAUCACCUGGUCAGCUGUUGCUCUGCUUCUGCUGCUGGUACCCCUGGUAGCAGUGGACUCUUUCUUUUAUGGCAAACUGGUUAUUGCUCCACUCAAUAUUCUAUUGUAUAAUGUCUUCACACCACAUGGACCUGAUCUCUAUGGUACAGAGCCAUGGCAUUUCUACUUUGUAAAUGGGAUCCUGAACUUCAAUCUGGUGUUUGCUCUGGCAUUGUUUUCUCUGCCACUCACCGCUCUCAUGGAGACACUUCUACAUAAGUUCAAUGUGCAGAACCUGGGCCGUCCAUACUGGCUGACUCUGUCUCCCAUGUAUCUGUGGAUGCUGGUUUUCUUCACCAGACCUCAUAAAGAAGAACGUUUCCUCUUUCCCAUUUACCCUCUCAUCUGCCUCAGCGGUGCAGUAGCCCUCUCAUCUCUACAGAAAUGCUACCACUUCCUGUUCCAGCGAUACCGACUGGAGCACUACACGGUCUCCUCUAACUGGUUGGCUCUAAGUACCGUCGUGGUCUUCACAGUGUUGUCACUGUCACGCUCUGUCGCCCUCUUUAGGGGCUACCACGCCCCACUGGACCUGUACCCAGAGUUUCACCGCAUCGCCAAGGAUCCGACUCUUCACUCAGUCCCCGAAGGCAGACCUGUCAGUGUGUGUGUGGGCAAAGAGUGGUACCGCUUCCCCAGCAGCUUCUUACUACCACACAACUGGCAACUGCAUUUCAUUCAGUCUGAGUUUAAGGGGCAGCUGCCUCAGCCUUACGCCUCUGGUCCUCUGGCCACGCAGAUGACCCCAGCUAAUAUGAAUGACCAGAACCUAGAGGAGCCAACCAGAUAUGUGGAUUUACGGCAGUGCCACUACUUAGUAGACCUGGAUACAGAUGUAGUGGCGCCUCUUGAGCCACGUUAUUCAACCAACAAAGAAGAGUGGAACAUCAUCGCCUAUAAGCCUUUCCUUCAAGCAUCAAGAUCAUCUCCUCUCUUCAGAGCAUUCUACAUCCCAUUUAUAUCAGACCAUCACACCACCUACAAGCGCUACGUCAUCUUGAAACCACGGCGGCAAAAGCAGCCUCGUAAGCGUAUCCACGGCUGACCUUUGAACCUCAGCGUGGCCUAAAAUCCUACAACAUCCUGAUAACAGAAAUCAAUCACUUCCCCUCAGUACAGCUGGUAUUUGUGUGUGAUUGUUGAACAUGUGUGCAUGCAUGUGUUUUGAAGUAUUUGUCUCUUGAAAUAUUUGAAGAUAGCGAACCCUUUAAGAACUGUUUUUGGGCUUGUGUGCGUGCGUGCGUGCGUGUGUGUGUGUGUGUGUGUGUGUUUGUGUGUGUGUACAGAGAAAAUGGUAUGUAUGGAGGUGAGCUUGACAGGAAUCAGCUGGACAUUUUAUCUCCUUUUGUGUGUGUGUGUGUGUGUGUGUGCGUGUGUGCGUGUGUGCGUGUGUGCGUGUGUGCGUGUGUGCGUGUGUGCGUGUGUGCGUGUGUGUGUGUGUAACUGAAUGUAUUAUAUUGGCGGCACACUACAAGAUUUUACAUGUAUUUAGCCCAGGACAGGCCAUUACAUACAAAUAAUGUGUUUUUUUUCAUACUUCACUUGAAAAUGUGGCCUGACAGAAUUUUUCUGAAUAAUUAAUCUAACAAAUCUUGUAGUGUUUGCUUGUCUGCACUUGAACAGUAUCUUAUUGUGUGCUCUGUCAGGUGUGAGUGGUGGAGAUGAAUGAAGGUGAGGGUGUGUUAUUAAUUUAAGUUGGAAUGUUAAUAAAACAUAAUUGACUGUGAAUACAAUCCUCCUUUUUUUACUGGGAUGGUAAAAUCACUGCAUCACAGGCUGAUUGAUUUAAUUGUAAUCUUUUUAUUUGAAGAUUUCCUUAUGUAACAAACAUACAAACUCUCACUUACAGGAGAGAUGUCAAGGCAUUAUACAU